Molecule: messenger RNA, 12488 nt
Organism: Porites lobata
Lineage: Eukaryota; Metazoa; Cnidaria; Anthozoa; Scleractinia; Poritidae
Source: the annotation of a GenBank genome assembly
AAAUGUCAGCCUGACUUUUGAUCGCAAUUUCUCGGAAACCGUCGGUCAGCUGUUUAAGAUAAACCAGUUUUCCUUUUGGCUUCUUUUUGACAAGCGUAUCUCGCUACAAGCUGGACUUUCCAUGGGUUUACGUUGGUUUUGUUGUCGCGAUAGUUUGUUCACUGUCCUCCUAUGUUAUCUGAUGUGCAGCGAUGUUUUUUUCUGCAAGGCUGCGGAUCCAUGGAAUGUUUACGAGGAAAAUAGUGACAGUCUAUCUGAAAGAAUCAUCACCAUCAAAAUGCCUGGAACCCGUCCACUAAAGGCGAGUACUCAUCGCAUUUUCACUUCACUUGACGACAUAAAAUUGACUAGGGAAUUUUUUAUCUGUUUCUGUGACGAUGUGUUAAUUUUUUUUCACAGUUUAGUGUUAAAAGACUUACAUUUAUUAAGCUAUGAUACUUAUAAACGUGACAUUCGGUCUUUUUAAUAUUGAUGUGUUCACAACUAGCUGAUCUAAGAGUUUGAUUUGAGGAAAAAUAUGAGUCGCAUUGCCGAGAUAAGCAACCAUUUUAGGCUGAUCGGUGAUUCAAUUUGAUUCGUAGCUGUUUAUUUGGCAUUCUCUAUUGCUGUGCGGUUAAUCUAGUAUAAGAAGUUAAGACUUGUUUACAAAAAGGAGGUAAAUUAACUAUUGAAUUAAGUCUUAUUUUAUUUUCAUUCUGUACUUAUAUCUGGUUGCAAAACUAACAAAACCUUGGUCUGUAUAAUACUGAAUAAAGGCAAUUUUUGAUGGAAGUUUUAUUUUUAGUUGUUAUACACAACUCUUUUGCUUGGUAUAAUGAAGCAGUUGGAAGAAAAAUUUCCAAAGCAGUGCACAUAGUGUCUGUAACCCAAGAAUUGUGAAGGAGAAUGGUUCUAGUUACUUUUAUUCAUCCAUCCAUGGAACUAUUUUUUUCAAUGCAAAUUCAUGGUAUAUGAUUGAUUGUUAGAAAAAGAACUAAUUAACAAUUAUUCCACGAGUGUGCGUUGGAUAUUAGAUGGUAGAUAGCCAACAAGGUGCGUAGUGCAGAGUUGGCUAUAAUCAUCUCAUACCUAACAAGCACGAGUGGAAUAAUUUAUUAAAAAUGCCCACAAAAUAUCGAGAAUUCUUUGUAAAAACAACCAAUUUUCAGCUUGUUUUUAAUUUUGAGCAGAGGCAUACAAUAUUUUUGCCAUAUUGGAGAGCAUGGUACCUGUAUAAUGGCUCAUAUACCAUGAUGGCUAAGCCAAUCAGAGCUCUAGAAUAAUAAUUGCAUUAUCCAAUGAUUCAGUUUUUAAAACUGAGUGUUAGAUAAGGAACUUUUUAAAUGGCUUGUAAACAACACUUCCUUUCUUUAUUUAAUUUAAAGUCUCGACCGGAAAUUCAUAACUUACUGUAAUGUUUUAUUCCAUAGAGGGACACCUAUCUUUGUACAGCCGUAAGGCUUUCACCUCAGAAACAAUACAUAGGUAGGUGUAUGUUUUUGGCAGGUGCGGUAAUGAAAGUAACCAACAAAGACUCAUUAUAUAGGAAGCAAUCAGAACUUGGAAUGUUCUUCACUUUGUUAAGUAACUAAAUAAUCAACCUAUCAAUACCAUCCCUGAAUUGACUCACAAAUAGUUUGUGCUACUUGGUGGUCACUUCACUAGUGAAAAAGAGUACCAUGAGUUUUUGUGACUGUUUAGUCUUAGAUUUAUUCCUAAUGAAACAUAGAGAGAUUUGGUCGGUUGCCUUUGUGGAGGUUUAGGUUUACGUUCAAGAAAUGCUUUUGGCAAUGAAUCUCAAUGUCAAAAGUAUUUUACAGACAAAAUAAAAGUGAUUUGGACCAUUGGCUUUUUUGAAACAUUAAAGAGCAAAGUCGAUGUUAGAGGACCUUAUUGCAGAAAGGGCAGGGAGGACCCUGGUUUCUCUGAGAAGGUGAAAUAAUUACUGAUGUGUGCUCUGUGUGUUUUGUAGUUAAUUUUGAGCCAAGUGCUUCACAAGAGACAGCACAUCACAUGCUGUUGUUUGGAUGUCGCACUCCAGGCGCUGACAUCUCCAGCUGGUAAGGAACUCAUUUACACAUAUACUGUACCUGUACAUGUGCUGUAGAUGUGCCAUACCUGCAGUGUACAUGUAUGUGUUAUAGACUUAUACAGUAUAUCAUAAAAUCACAGUUGUGUUCUACUGGAAGGCAGAGUGGACUUCAGAUUGUAAGGUCUGGUUUUGAGUCUCAUGAUUUUUCCCCUAACAAGAAAGUACUUAGUUUGGUUGCACUGUCCCCUCCACCCAGGUAUACUUGGGUAGGAAUGGGUACAUUGUAUAAUGCUCCCACUAGACCCAGGAUGUUACUUAUGACUCUAAAGGGGCAUACCGGUACCCUACUGACACCUUCAUACAGAGACUCGGUUUGAGAAUUUCUUGGUAUGGAUAUGCAAAUUGGUGAAGUUAAAAUUUGCACAUGGGUAAAUAAAAAUCAUGAAAAAGAAUUAUAGAAAUUGUCUUUUGUCCAUUGUACAUGUACAAUGCAUGUGGUCAGGGGUAUCCACGUUCAUUUCAUGACCGUGCUUCUUGAUUGAAAGUCUGUACAUCCGUAAGGUGUUUGGUAGUGACUGUGGUCUUUAGACUAGAGGUCUAUGUGUCAUGUCUCCACAUCUUGAAAAAAUGCAAUAGAAUAAUGUUUGUUCCUUCCAUCAGGAAUUGCAAAGAUGGACCAUACAGUGAAUGCAGGAGUGGACAAAAAAUUCUUUACGCAUGGGCCAAGAAUGCGCCUCCAAAAUAUUUGCCCAAAGGUUAAUAAAAUGUCUUUUAAUCUCAGGAUAUAUUUAUUUUUUAUAAGCAUUUUUAAACGUAAAGAGAAACUUAGGACUAAUUUGUCAAAUUGUGUUAUUAUCAUCCUUAGAUGUUGGAUUUGCAAUUGGUGGAGACUCUGGUAUUGACUAUCUUGUGCUACAAGUACAUUAUGCAUCUGUGGAUAAAUUUCAAAGUAAGAACAUCAUUCAAUAAAUUAAACUGCUGCAUUUUCGAUCAUUAUAACAAUUAUACUUUUUGUAAAAUUCUUAAUAAUGUAUAGCGCGAUGAAAUGUUCUAUCAAAGAGGUUUCAUUUGAAUUGUACUUGUAAUACUGUACCAGGGCUAAAAAACUUGAAUUCCACAGCUUGAAUUGUCUCACUCUACCUACAUGUAACUCAUCCUAACAGUAAAAGGAUUAGUGUCUGAAAAUUUAUCAAAAGUAACUGCUAGGAAAUUAUAGUUGGUCAGUUUACACUUUGGUUGUCUGCUCUCUUAAAUUAACUAGAAGUGUGUAUUGUAUUAUUUCAUUGCUGUCUAGGUGGGGCUACAGAUCACUCAGGAUUCAUUCUUCACACUAGACAUCAAAGGUACGUGUGGUGUAAAUAUCAGUCUUUGUUCAAUUAUUUUAUUAACAAAUUAUGUUUAAAGGUCCACAUACCUUUUCAUGUUUAUAACCGGCAUGCAAUAAGUUGUACAAUAUUCAUGUAGCCUCUGCCAACAGCUAUCCUAUUCUCUAUCAUGGAUGCUCAACUUUGGUAGAGCAAUUUGAAAGCAUAAUGGCUUGUAAAUGGUGUGUUUUUGUCUAGUGUGGCUACAGGGUGACACAUAACAGAAGAUCAAGGUGAUGCAAUUGGCAAACUAGUGUAGAGCCGGUUAGAAACCAGUUUAAUAUGUCCAACUAAAUUCUCAGACAAAAAGGAUGGUUGUUUGGAAAAGCUACUUUCCAGGCCCAGUGCAUAUCACAAAAGGUAGCCUCUGCUAGGCAGGGUAAAAAGAGAUAGAAGCCUUUUGUCAAUUUUCUUUUUUUUGAAUUUCUCUUUCAGUCUUCCAUAUGGAGGGGGAAUUUAUCUACUCUGGGCGUACAGUGCCUCCAUUCCACCCGAAACAUCUGGUUUGUACUGAAGCCUCCCUGUUGUUUACUUGUCAUUAUUUCCUUGGACUCUCUAUUAAAUGCAGGCAGAAACCAUUUUCAGGCAGGCUACAGUUACUCGACAUGUUCGGGGUGUUCUGGGUUUCACAGUAAAUAUGAAGACUUUAACAUAUAAAGCAAGUGUUUUUCAAAAAGAUUUCAUAUCACAGUCUGUCGUUAUCGAACUCUUUCCCAUAAGGACUCUAACUCGCAGCCCUGAGGGUCUCUGCAAUAGCAGGUGUUAACUGAAAUGUCACCAGUUCAUGACUUUGAUUUACUGGUUUUAUUUUAAUUUUAGGUGUGCAUGUUGACGUGGCAUGUGAAUAUAAAAAGUCUGUGCCAAUGUUUGCCUUUGCAUUCCGCACUCAUGCUCACUCACUUGGUAUGUUGUAAAAGUAAAGAUUUGUUAUUAGAAUAUUUUAAUCCAUAAAUGUGUCUCUUUGUAAAGUUUAAAAUAUUUUUUAGUUAUAACAGAAAACAAUCAGAACAAUCAGUGUUGCACAAUUUCCAAGUAUCAGCCAUACUAUGAUAAUUAUUAUAAUGUUUGAUAAAAUGUGGAAGGAAGCUUGAAAAUACUAGUAGCAGAUCAUUGAUUUCAUGAAAAUUUUGCAAAGAACACGAAGAUUGCAUAGUUACUUGCAGCAUCUAUACAUGAUAUUUCCUGUAACCAUUUCAGCAACAGUGAUCACUGGAUAUAGAAUCCGUGAUGGUGUAUGGACUUUGCUAGGCAAGGGAGACCCCCAAGCCCCCCAGGUAAUAUUUAAUUACUAUUAAAAACUUUGUUUCUGUUUAUAUAUAUGUUUGACUGUGCAUGACAAAUUUGAUUUCAAGUAAAAUUGUAAUCUAAAUUGAUUCUCAGUUCCCUUUGUCUCUUAUAUAUAAUUUGCUAGGAGACAAUUUAAAGGAAUUGAAAAUUAACCUGAAGUCAAAUUUGACCUGUAACAUAAUUUACUGUAGCAACUUUCUCAGAUUAUUUCCUAAAUAAGGAGCAAAUCUUCUUGUCUUCCAAUUUGGGAUUAUCAAGGAGUAAAACCUUUUUGAAGAGGACUCUUAAAGUCAAACCUCCUUAAUAUGGACACUGGAGAAAAGAUGUCCAGAUGUCUACAGUAUAGAGAUGUUCUAACAACUGAGGUAGAGACAAGUUUUUUUUUUGCUCUUUUGAAACCAACUUAAGAAAGUUGUCUGUAUAAGGAGAGGUUUGACUUAAUAUUGUGCAAUUGCACUGAAAUGUAACAUGUUGUUUUAAAAGAACCACUCUUUAUACAUGUAACUAAUAGGAACUCCUUUUUUAAUUUUUGCAGGCAUUUUAUCCCAUGAAGGCCACUUUUGAGAUAAGGAAAGGUGACAUUCUGGUAAGACUGGGUUUCAUCAUUAAUAUAUUGUGAUGUUCUUCCUUUACAUACAUGGAAAUUUUAUCCCUACACUGAAUUCUAGUUGGUUCUGGUCAGAAUAUUGAAGCACGAAGAAAAUAAGCAAGCUUGAGCUUGGUAUUCAAUUUGUAGUGUACAUGUAAAUGUUUUUGGCUAUUUAAUCCCUAAAUUUAUUAUUGCAGGCUGCUCGUUGCACAUAUGAUUCAAGAGGACAUCAUCUACGUAAGGUAGUCCAUAUGGGGUAAGUCAGCCUACGUAGCAAGUGUCUUUCAAUGGAGUUAUUGUGUGAAAGUCAGUGUAAGAGCAAAAGAAAUGGAAGAUCAAAGCAGAAGGGACGGGAAAAUUUUGCUGAUGUUUUUAUUGUAUGGGGGGCAGAAACUUGACCUCAACCAUACAAACGUCUGUAAAAUUCCACGACUUUGCAGAGCUACUCUAUAUCUUCGUUUGUUUUGUACAAAUCACUUUCAAACUUGGCAACUUUACUGAUUUUUAAGGUACAUUUUGCUAACUGUCUCUUACUGGUCCGAGUCAGAAGUUGAAGAAACUGUGGAAGGGUCUUGUUGGAAAGAUUCAAUAACACUAAGUGCGAAAUUGUGUCAUCUGACAUUGUAAAAUGUUUUGGUACACUUCAAAUUUCAGGGCAAGUGGCAAUGAUGAGAUGUGCAAUUUUUACAUCAUGUAUUACAGUAAUACAGAGCUUCUGCAGUACUCAGGUGGAGACUGUGGAGAGCAGGACCAUGAUAAAAUCUUCAAACAUUUUCCAGCGGGUUCUGAUACACCUCUUGAACCAGAAUCACCUGAACUUAAAGCAACAUCCAACCUUGUUGUGAGUCCUACCUCUGGGAUUCCAUCUAAACACACGGAGAGAACACCUGCAGUAUCUCCAAGUGUUAAGUUAGAGCCUGGUGGAGACAACUCUUCAUCACCAAAAUCUUCAUCCGGUUCUGAUAAUAUUUCUCUUCCAACUGAAGCAGUUACUCAAAAAGUCACUUACAUGAAGGUUUCUCCUACUGCAAUGUCAUACAAACAAACAAGUUCACCACCAACAAAGAGCCAAACAGUUCCUGAUGGGGGUAGUGUGGGUGCAGUGUCUAAUCCUGUAAUACCUGUAGAAAAACCCACUACCACUCCCCAGAGUCACACCUCAGAGCUGCAUGUUGUUUCUAACUGGCCAAGUUUAUCAGCAUUGGAAAAGUCCAAAUUGGGACAAGUUACUGGUGUUUCAAUGGACUCAAAGGGCCAAGUUAUAGUGUUUCAUCGUGGUAGCAGGAUUUGGGAUGACAGGUAUAGCAUCAAAAUAUUACAUUGUUAACUAGGUCGUGGUAGUAAAAAGCCAAGGGGGGUUUACUUGGGUAAGAUUUUGCUGGGCAUGUGCUGCAGGCCUCUCGGAACCCCUACCCUAUAAUAGUCUAUUCUGUGGCCAAAUAUAGACCACAUCUUAGUCACUUUAAGGAUAAUGGAAUUUUCGUUAUCCCAACCUAGUAACGUUCUGUUUAUACAUCUGCUUUAUAAUUAAAACCUUUUAAAUAGGUCUUCGUUAAAUGAAUUGACACGUUGGUUAAACUUAAUGAAGUAGAAAUCUUCCCAUUUUCAAAUCUCUACCUACCUGAAUUUUCUGAUCCCCCAAAUCCCGAAAAUGUGCUAUCCCAUAAAAGUAAUUGGAAAUGUUUUUCAGUUGGGAAUGCCCUCACUGUUGUAACAUUUUCUUUCACAGGACGUUUGAUUCAUCGAAUGUUUUCCGUAAUGCCGACACUGUUGGCACCAUAUCGGAACACACUGUAUGGAUCAUAGACUCUGUGACCGGAAAAGUGCGAGGAUUUUGGGGCAAGAACAUGUAAGUAAUUUUUCUUGAAGAGUUCGGAUCCUGUGUUGAGUGUCUUCUUGGUAUUAUGUAAUUAGUAAUAUGCUUCUAUUGUAUUGUAGGUUUUAUUUGCCCCAUGGACUGACAGUUGAUCAUGAAGACAACUUGUGGCUCACUGAUGUUGCUAGUCAUCAGGUUAGUUUAUAUGUUAAGUGUUUGAAGAUUAAUUUUGUCGUGACGUGCGAUUGGCUAACAUAUUGAUCUUUCCCUUCUUUAUGGAUUCACCUGGCUCUCGGUUAGUAAAACAGCAACAGUAAAUGGCGUUUAAUAAAAAUACAAAUCGCGUUCUAAGCCCUUUUUGUGGCUUAAUGAACUAGGACGUACUUAUGAAAAGAGCAUCGUUUAUACCCUAAACUGUACAAAAUGAUAUAAAUUCUUUAACGAGAGGCAGUCGUCAAAGUAUUUUCCUCGCUCUUUUGCACCACAAACGGUAAUUAAAUAUUUAACAAAGUGGUGAGAAAUGUAUUUGUGUAAAUUUAAACUGAAAUGUUGUUUAUUUUUUUCGUUAUAGGUUUUUAAGUUUUCGCCGUUGAAUGAUCGAACCCAGCGUCUUCUUGCAUUAGGAGACAAACUUGUUCCAGGAUCUGGUAAUUCUCGAUUCUGUAAACCGACAUCUGUGGCUGUGGAUAAAAACGGAGAAUUCUAUGUUGCGGAUGGGUAAGUAAAAAUGGCAAAUUAUUUGUCUUUAUCUGAAAGCAGAGUUGCAACUGUUGCAACUAGUCUGCGAGCAAGCCCGGGAGCAAGCUCUCUAAUUACGGCAAGCGAGGCGAGCCUCAAGGGAAAGCGCGCGCGGCUCUUGAGUGUCUUCUUGCUAUUUCCCCAAUUGGAGAGCUUUCUCGCAAGCUAAGCUGCAACAAUGCUUUAAUUCAAAGGUACCCCCCCCUGCAAUUUAUAAUGGAAGAUACAUGACACUAGUCAGUGGACAGUUUGGCCCGUUGGAUACACUUUUAAAAGUACGAUCGAAUUAACCUUUAACAAAACAACUGAGCUAAGUAACGUUAUGAUCUAGAGUAAGACAGAGUGACAUUUGGUAGUUUCAAGAUAAACCUUUAGGCUCAGAAAACAAGAAAACAGCAGACAUUUUGCUACGCUACCACUGGUUUUCCCGCGAAAUGAUGUCCGAGGAACGAGCGCAGGAAUUUCGUACUGAUGAAGUGUCACUAUCCAGAUCUGGGUAGUGUUUCUGCGAAAUUUGCUGUAGUUUAAUAACACUUGUUUAUAAAUUAUUUACGACAGGUUUACAUUCGCAACUGUUUUUUGUUAUUAUUAUUAUUUUAUUUCUUUUUUAUUAAUAAUAUAAUAUGUAUAUCAAUAAAGACUGAACUACUUCAAAUACACAAAAUACACUACCCUCAUGUAAUAAUGUAAUAAUCCUUUCGCAACUGUGAUUUUUUUUUUAAUUUGAAAAACUAAAGAAAAGAAAGAACCCUAGUCGAUCGUUUAAACUGUUCAAUUCUUCGUUGUUUUCUGUAGUUACUGCAAUUCUCGUAUUAUGAAGUUUUCCGCUUCCGGAAAGCUUCUGAGUCAAUGGGGACAAAAGUCUUACAGUAGUCCAGGUAACGUUUACUUUAGUUUCUGAAUUUCUUGUGUCAGUGUAUCAACUGUUCUUGUCAACGGUACUGCAGUGAUCAUAUUUAAGGUCAUUUCUCACGUUCUUAGCUUCCCUAGUACCUGUAUCAAGAAACCAAUUCACCUAUUCAUGUGUAUGGGAAACCGUUGUGAAUUAAAACUACUUGAUAAAUGUAGAUGUAGAUUUAUACUGUAUUGCUAUCAACUUGCAUACAAGUGAAGCCAAUGACAAGAAACGUGGUUGGACUAUAACGUCGAAAAGUUUUUGGACUAAAAUUCUUCCUUGUGAUCAUUCAAAUUAAACCUCGUUAGUCUUUUUUGGUAGAUUGUCGUUCCUUGCGAUUACAUUUUUAAUUUAAUUUGAUGUCGCUCUUGGUAACACUUAUGUCCUUUAUUUCUGCUACCCCAGGUGACCCUGCUCCUGGCUCGUUCUUCAUUCCACAUGGUCUCGCUCUAGACAAUAAACGACAUUCACUGUAUGUUGCCGAUAGAGAGAAUGGACGCGUUCAGGUGUUCAACUCUAUCACCACUAGUUUUAUAGGACAAAUAAAGCUUCCAGAGUUUGGAGGGCUUGUUUAUGCUGUGGAUUACAAUGACAACGAACGUAAGUUUCUUCAAUCAUGACAGAAUAUUCUGUAUGGCUUAUGCGUUAUUAAGACGUUAUUAAGAUAACGCUAUGAUUCUAAACGACAACAUCAAAAUUUUUUUCCAAGAGAGGAGGACUUCAAAGGGCGGAAAUAUCUUUAAUAAUAAGCAGGAUGAACCGCUUUAUAGAGGUUUUUAAACCUCUUGUACAAAAGGCAAAACGAAAAUAAUUUUUCGGGUAUUUUGUCUUUCAGAAGGAGGAGUUCUGCACGUGGUCAAUGGACCUAAUAAGGAUCGACCCGUACAGGGGUUCACAGUUCGUGUUUCUGAUGGAACCCUGCUGCAAACAUGGCCCACAGAAAAAGGACAGGUACAGGAGUGAUAGUCAGUGAUUUCUAGUUUGUUUUGCGUCAAACUAGUUAACUCAAAUAGUAGUGUGGAUUACUUUAUACUAACAGUGGCUGAAAUGCUAAUUUAUCUACAGUUGAACCUCCAGACCACAACGGCCUCCUUGUGGACAGAGGAAAGUGGCCGUUGUAAAGAGGUUUGAACAGAAAUGUGACUGUUGUAGACAGGUGGCCGUUAGUGGAUCGAGAUUUGACUGUGUAGCGCGCAAAUCAAACAAGUGGCUUGACCAAUGGCAGAGCGACAAAUUGGGCACCGGAAGUCGAGUUUAGUCGUUUUCGCGCGCUUUCCCGUCGUCAAAUGACGUUCGCGUUCUGUUGCUAAAUCAGGCUAAUAUGUAAGUGUGUAAUUUAUUUAUUUAUUUGUUUAUUGCUGCAGGCUCUUUCCCAGCCUCACGACGUGGCGUCAUCCGUUGAUGGAACGGAGGUAUACGUUGUAGAACUUAAUCCAAACAGAGUGUGGAAACUUUCCUCGAAGCAGCAACCUGUGGAUGUUCCGUCAAUAUCUACUGUUUCGGUUGUAACAAACAACACUGCUCAAAAAAUCAGUCACCCCAGUCCUAAACCGACCAGUGAAAAGGUUCAUACAGAGCGAUCACAUCACGGUCCUCGUGUUUUAGAUUUGGUGGAAGAGAAGGCAAGUUUGGUCCCAACAGAUUAUGACUCAACCACUGCGACAGGAACCGAAAAUAACGGCUCACAAAGACAUGGAGAUGUUAAAAGUGGGAAUGCCAACCUCAGUCAAAUGGAGUCAAUGCACCACAACAAAUCCACUGGUCCAGUAAAAGGUGAUAUGGGAAACAAUUUAGCCGAACCUGUUACUAAAACCUCAUCAGAUAAGAACAAUUCUACAGGCGCACCAGAAAGUGAUACUCUAGACAGUGAUGACAGCCGCGAUGACGUAACAGCCGGCGUAAUUCCCGCGCUGGUUAUUCUGUCGGUGCUUGCUGUCCCCAUUGUGUUCCUUCUCCUUAUUAGCAUCACACUGCGCGUGCGUGCUUACCGCCGUGACAAACAUCUUCAAACGAACGGUUUCCAUGGAAGCAGGAAGAAUUUGUCAGUGGGGAGGACACGGGGCUGGUGGUCAUACAUGAAUUGCUGUGACAGGCAGAAGUACAAGUUUAACAGGGUCACGCUACAGGACUUUUACAGUGAUUCGGACAGCGAUGGCGUGUAAACAAUGAAAUAACAACAAAAUAUAAAUUUACGGUUACGGCCCUAUUCGCGAAAAAUAAUGCUUAGGUUUUCGAAGGUCGAUGGCCUUACAAAGUUUGUUAGAUUGUUGUAAAUGUGAAAUGGAGUCAAGUCAUAAGUAGGUUGAAUAUGAUCUACUGAGUGAAUGCAGUACUUAACUUAGGGACAGUAGUUGCAGUUGCUCAAAAAUUUUUAAAACAUACCAUUAACACUUAACGCAAGAAUGUGACAACUUUAGUGUUUCGUAAUAGUUUGUCAGCAAUAUAUGUCUUAAUUGGCUGCCAUGCAGUACUUCAAGGACGAAAAAAAAGUUUGAUCCAUUGGACACAAAAUAUAACUUAAUUUUAAUAAAAGAACACGCACACAAGCUUUCGAUUCCAUCACGAAACAAACGUCCAUCUCCAUCACUUGAUAAGUUUCUGCGAUGGAAUCGAAAGCUUGUACGUGCUUAAAGUUUUAUCCUGGAGUUUGAAAACUCGUUCAUAAUAAACAUUAUUGUGACAGGAUCAAGUAACUCUUUCCUCAAUAAUAAUCUGAAUGAAAACCAUCCUCAAGGCAUCUUCAAGUAAAUAGACCUCUACAGCUGAAAGUUUUGUUUUCCCAACGUCAUGUGAUAAUGCUCCAGAGAACUGUUUCUUUCAAAUUUCGUCUUAUUCACGUCCAUAUGUACCCAAAAUUUACAACAAGGAAAACGGUGAAUUCGCUUGACCAACACUAGCUUAAGAGGUCUAUAGCGUCAAUACUUUUCACAAUAAAUGUGCAAAUUAAUUUUUUAUUUAAGUAUGAAUAAUAUUUUUAAAUGUGGUUUGCUCCAUUUCGGGCAUUAAAUUGGAUUUUAUUUUUAAGCCCUUUAAAAACGGCAAGGUAUGCCUGUCAGUCAAAUUUUGCCUUGUGGAGCGUCUUUAAAAGUGAACAAUUAAUUUGUGCCAACUCAACACUAGGCAUGCGUGGCUACUGAGAGACGCACUAAAAACAAUGUAGUAUUUCCGUUGACUAUAUUAUAUUUUAAGCUCUCUGGUGUGUAGCUCUGUUAAUAUAGCACGCGGUUACAAGAAUAAGAAAAAAAGCACAAGAAAUUGAUUCUAGCCCGGUGACAGUAGAGCUGUGUACUAAAUGAAACCUGUGACGUUGCGCCCUUGUUAGAGCUGUGUGGUGUCUAUUGGCCAGCAGACUACGUCGUUCAGUCGGGCAGGACGUACCAAUGCAUCAUAACUAAAUACCAGUAGUAUGUCUAGGCCUAUGUGUACCCUCGGUAUGUGUGGGAAACCCGCAUAGGUUUAGCGUACGGGGUAGGUGAUGGGAAGGGAGGAGGGGAGGGGAGAAUCUUGCGCACGAUAAGACAAAUUGAGCGCUUGGUUUCGCCCAUCCACCCACCUCCAUUUCGACAAUCUGCCAGAGCUUAGCCUGGGUUUCAACAAUAAGGAUUCACUGCAGUGCGUUGUUUGUCCGUUAUCUUUUUAUGAUUGUAACCUGAAUAUAAGUUCUCUCUAAUUUUCUACUUGUGAUUAUAGUUAACACGAUGUUUUUGUGUCACUAUAAAGUUAAAUUUCUUUCCAGGUGCUUAACAGUAUCUGAUUUAUUUUAUUAAUAAAAUACCCUUUCACGAGUU